This is a messenger RNA of Elephantulus edwardii (Cape elephant shrew), 1602 nucleotides long. Its product is annotated as ATP-binding cassette sub-family F member 2-like. Lineage: Eukaryota; Metazoa; Chordata; Mammalia; Macroscelidea; Macroscelididae. Gene Ontology annotation, molecular function: ATP hydrolysis activity; ATP binding. The coding region runs from base 1 to 1602 and encodes 533 amino acids. The transcript has 2 exons. The record is from RefSeq and is a predicted model, not a curated record.
AUGCCCUCUGAUCUGGCCAAGAAAAAGGCAGCCAAAAAGAAGGAAGCUGCUAAAGCUCGACAGCGACCCAGGAAAGGACAUGAAGAAAACGGAGAUGCUGCUAUAAAACCACAGAUGGCAAAGAAGAAUUUGGAGGCCAACGGCAGAGAGGCCACAGAAGUAGAUUUGCUGACCAAGGAGCUAGAAGACUUUGAAUUGAAGAAGGCUGCAGCUCGAGCUGUCACUGGCGUCCUAGCCUCUCACCCCAACAGUACUGAUGUCCACAUUAUCAACCUCUCACUCACCUUUCAUGGUCAAGAGCUGCUCAGUGACACCAAACUGGAACUGAACUCAGGCAGACGCUAUGGUCUUAUCGGCUUAAAUGGAAUUGGAAAGUCCAUGCUGCUCUCUGCUAUUGGAAAACGAGAAGUGCCCAUCCCUGAGCAUAUUGACAUCUAUCAUCUGACUAGAGAGAUGCCACCUAGUGAUAAGACACCCUUGGAGUGUGUGAUGGAAGUGGACACAGAGAGGGCCAUGCUGGAGCAGGAAGCUGAGCGGCUUGCACAUGAGGAUGCGGAAUGUGAGAAGCUGAUGGAGCUGUAUGAGCGCCUGGAAGAGCUGGAUGCUGACAAGGCAGAGAUGAGGGCCUCCAGGAUUCUGCAUGGACUGGGCUUCACACCUGCCAUGCAGCGCAAGAAGCUUAAAGACUUCAGCGGGGGCUGGAGGAUGAGGGUCGCCCUUGCCAGAGCCCUCUUUAUUCGGCCCUUCAUGCUGCUGCUGGAUGAGCCCACCAAUCACUUGGACCUCGAUGCUUGUGUGUGGUUAGAAGAAGAACUAAAAACUUUUAAGCGUAUACUGGUCCUCGUCUCCCAUUCCCAAGAUUUUCUGAAUGGUGUCUGUACCAACAUCAUUCACAUGCACAACAAGAAACUGAAGUAUUAUACGGGUAACUAUGAUCAGUAUGUGAAGACGCGGCUGGAACUUGAGGAGAACCAGAUGAAGCGCUUCCACUGGGAGCAGGACCAGAUUGCACACAUGAAGAACUACAUUGCUAGGUUUGGCCAUGGCAGUGCCAAGCUGACACGGCAAGCCCAGAGCAAAGAAAAGACACUACAGAAAAUGAUGGCCUCAGGUCUGACAGAACGAGUUGUGAGUGACAAGACAUUAUCCUUUUAUUUCCCACCAUGUGGCAAGAUCCCUCCACCGGUCAUUAUGGUACAAAAUGUGAGCUUCAAGUAUACAAAAGAUGGGCCUUGCAUCUACAACAACCUAGAGUCUGGUAUUGACCUCGACACACGAGUGGCUCUGGUAGGGCCCAAUGGAGCAGGGAAGUCAACGCUUUUGAAACUGUUAACUGGAGAGUUACUUCCCACAGAUGGAAUGAUCCGAAAACACUCUCAUGUCAAGAUAGGGCGUUAUCAUCAGCAUUUGCAAGAACAAUUGGACUUAGACCUCUCCCCUCUGGAGUACAUGAUGAAGUGCUACCCAGAAAUCAAAGAGAAGGAAGAAAUGAGGAAGAUCAUUGGGCGAUACGGUCUUACUGGAAAACAGCAGGUGAAGUUUGAAAAUGCUCCUGCAUCUGUGCCUAAGAAGAUCUUCAAUGUAUCUGUUCUUUGUACUUAA